This is a messenger RNA of Drosophila bipectinata, 2248 nucleotides long. RefSeq names its product LMBR1 domain-containing protein 2 homolog. The record is from RefSeq and is a predicted model, not a curated record. NCBI's taxonomy places the organism in Eukaryota, Metazoa, Arthropoda, Insecta, Diptera, Drosophilidae. Gene Ontology annotation, cellular component: membrane.
AUGGCCAAUUUGCUGACCUUCGGCAUCGUCGCCGCCCUCUUCCUGGCCGGCAUCUCGUUGUACCGGUAUGGAAACAUACCACGACAGCACAUUUUGGUCACGCUCUCCGUGCUGACAGCCUGGUGUUUCUCGUUCCUGAUAGUCUUUGCAAUACCACUCGAUGUCACCUCGACACUUUAUCGCCAAUGCGUGAACGAGCACCAAGCACCCACUCCAGCACCCAGCAAUAUCAGCAACACAGCAACCGCAAAUGUGACACCGACACCCCCUCAGCCAACAGAGUGCCAGGAACCCUGGGGUAUGGUUCCGCCCACCGUAUUUCCCAACCUAUGGCGCAUCAUCUACUGGAGCUCACAGUUCCUGACCUGGUUAAUCAUGCCCCUGAUGCAGUCAUAUCUAAAGGCUGGGGACUUUACGGUGAAGGGAAAACUUAAAUCGGCGUUGAUUGAAAACGCCAUCUACUAUGGAUCUUACUUGUUCAUCUGCGGCGUUCUGCUUAUAUACAUUGCCGUGAAAGGAGAGUCUUUGGAUUGGCAAAAACUGAAAGCCAUUGCAUCAUCGGCUUCCAACACCUGGGGUCUGUUUCUUCUCAUCCUGCUGUUGGGAUACGCCCUCGUGGAGGUACCACGUUCGCUGUGGAACAACGCGAAGCCGGGAUUCGCACUGCAAUACGCUUACUUCAAAGCAGCCAAGCUGAGUACCGAAAAGGCGGAAGCUGAGGAGCACGUCGACGACAUUCUGGAGUCACUACAGUGCAUCAGCCGGGUGAUCCCCAACAAUCACGAACUACGCCCUUGCCUGGAGACGAUUCUGCGCAAAGUGCCGAUUGAACUGCAGGAGCGGGCCAGUCGGAACUUCGCCCGCACCGGUGGCAGUGGUAUGGGAGCCACUAGUUCCACCAUUUUGCCAUCAGAGAAGGCCCUCGUGCGCAUCCACAAGCAGGUGAUCAAGUCCCUGCAGACGCUGCAGCGCACCGAGGCGCUUUGGAGUGUCCAGGUGCAGACGGUGCUGCACUUGGAGGACGUGGCACGGAAUAUCCACUCGUCCGAGCGACGUUUUAAGACAGAAUUCCCCCGACAGCGCUCCCAAAUAGAAAAAAUGUUCUACAGUGCAACUCUGCAGUGGUAUUGGGAAUGUUUGCUGAAGGCUCCAUACCUUAAGAGCUUGUGCGUCCUGACUGCCACCAUGUCCGCCGUAGUGGUCUGGAGUGAGCUGACUUUUUUCAGCCGCAAGCCAGUGCUCUCGGUGUUCGCCAAUGUGAUCAACGUGGCCAAGGAUAGCUACGACUUCUUGACCAUCGAGAUCUUUUCGAUGAUAGUUCUCUGCUACUUCUUCUACUGCACUUACUCCACCAUUCUGAGGAUUCGCUUCCUAAACCUGUACUACCUGGCGCCACAUCACCAGACCAACGAGCACAGUCUGAUUUUUAGCGGCAUGCUCCUCUGUCGUCUGACGCCACCCAUGUGCCUCAACUUCCUGGGUCUGAUUCACAUGGACACGAACAGUAUGGAAACCUACUACACCCAGAUCAUGGGCCACAUGAAUGUAAUUGGGAUCAUUUCGAACGGCUUCAACAUCUACUUCCCCAUGUGCAUGCUGGCCUUCUGUUUGGCCACCUGGUUCAGCCUUGGCAGCCGGGCUUUGAAUGCGCUUGGAUUCCAGCAGUUUCUGCAAAACGAGACGAUCGCCACGGAACUGGUGCAGGAAGGCAAGGAUCUGAUAGCACGCGAAAAACGACGCCGCCAGCGAGCCGAGGAGGCGAUGGCCAGGCGCCGAGAUUUCGGACGACCAGAUCCAGUUCUGGGCAGCGGAAGUGAUUAUCUAAGCAAAUACCGAAGCGGAGGAGCCAGUGCUCUCACCAGUAGUCGCACCCCAGCCGAUGGCCUGCUGCGCGAUGGCGACGGCACCUUCGACUAUGCGGCAGUCUCCUCCUCCUCAGCACUGGGCGUACCGAGAUCCUUGUCGGAGGAGAUCAACGACCGGUUCGGUGUCAGCACUCAGGUGCAGGUGGGAUUCCGAGAUCCCGACUACGAGGCGGAGCACGACCGCCGCAUUGUCGGCCCACCACCCCGAGGACUCUUUGACGACGUUUAGGUUCAAAAAAAAGGAUGCGUUUAUUUUAUAAAUCGUAACCAAAUAUCUCAUGUUCCGUAGUUAAUGCGUAGUCUGGCUUAAGUUUCCGCUGCAACUGCUGCUUCUGUUCCUUCACUCCAAUGUACACCAUUCGAUUGAAUAAACCACUAGAAUC